AUGCCAUAUUCACCACCAGAGCAAUUGAAAAACAAAAACUUAUGGCAAACAAACCCCUUUAUUAACAAUGAAUUCAUAACUUCCCCAUCAACAAAAACCUUUCAGGUAGUCAAUCCAGCAACAGAACAAAUCAUAGCAGAAUGUCCAGAACAAACUGCUGAAGAAAUAGACGAAGCUAUAAAAUCUUCUUACGACGCAUUUGAAAAAUUUAGAAAAACUCACCCGCAUGAUAGAUCCAAAAUGUUACGAAAAUUAUAUAACCUCAUUCAUGAAAAUCUUGAAGAUUUAGCACUCAUUUUAACUUUAGAAAAUGGGAAAUGUUUAACUGAUGCAAAAGGUGAGAUCAAUUACGGGGCAUCAUACUUUGAAUGGUUUGCAGAAGAAAGUAAAAGAACUUAUGGUGAAGUAAUCCAACCAACUAAUCCAAACAAUAAAAUAAUAACAUUAAAACAACCAGUAGGUGUUGUGGGGUUAUUAUGUCCUUUCAAUUUCCCUAACGCAAUGUCAACAAGAAAAGCAGCACCAGCUUGGGCCGUGGGGUGUACAUGUAUUUUAAAACCAGAUGCUCAAACUCCAUUAAGUUCAUUAGCUUUAGCUUAUUUGUCAAAAGAAGCCGGGUUCCCACCAGGUGUGUUUAAUGUUGUGUUAGCUUCAACUGAAUCAACUCCAAUGGUUGGUAAAAAGAUUUGUGAAAGUAAUUAUAUUAAAAAAGUAAGUUUUACUGGUUCCACUCCAGUGGGGAAAUUAUUAAUGCAACAAUCUUCAUCAUCAUUAAAAAAAUUAUCAAUGGAAUUAGGUGGGAAUGCUCCAAUUAUAGUAUUUGACGAUUGUGAUUUAGAACUUGCUGUAACUCAAUCAAUUGCUUCAAAAUUUAGAUCUUUAGGUCAAACUUGUGUUUGUGCAAAUAGAAUCUUUGUACAAUCAGGUGUUUACGAUAAAUUUUGUUCAAGAUUUGCUGAAGAAAUUGCUAGAUUUAAAAUUGGUAAUGGUUUAGAAUCAGGGGUAACUCAUGGUUGUUUAAUAAACACUAAAGCUAUUGACAAAGUAGAAAGUCAAAUGCAAGAUGCUUUGCAAAAAGGUGCUAAAAUCUUAGUAAAAGGUGGGAAAUUACCGGAAUUAGGUAAGAAUUUUUAUUCACCAUCAGCACUUUACGACGUACCUUACGACUCACUUGUAUUUCAUGAAGAAACAUUUGGUCCAUUAGCAGCUAUUGCAAAAUUUGAAAAUCGUGAUGAGAUUUUGAAAAUUUGUAAUGAUACUCCUUACGGUUUAGCUUCUUAUGUGUUCAGUGAAUCUUUAAAUAAUAUUUGGUACAUGUCUGAAUAUUUAGAGACUGGUAUGGUUAGUGUCAACACUGGUGUAUUUACAGAUUGUAGUUUACCAUUUGGUGGAGUUAAAGAAUCUGGGUUUGGUAGAGAAGGUUCACUUCAUGGUAUUGAUGAUUAUACUUAUGUCAAAUCAAUUAAUUUAGGAAAUGUGUAUAGAUAA
Messenger RNA from Lodderomyces jiufengensis, 1488 nucleotides. RefSeq names its product succinate-semialdehyde dehydrogenase (NAD(P)(+)). The transcript has a single exon. Gene Ontology annotation, molecular function: succinate-semialdehyde dehydrogenase (NAD+) activity. Gene Ontology annotation, biological process: GABA catabolic process. The record is from RefSeq and is a predicted model, not a curated record. The coding region runs from base 1 to 1488 and encodes 495 amino acids. Lineage: Eukaryota; Fungi; Ascomycota; Pichiomycetes; Serinales; Debaryomycetaceae.